This is a messenger RNA of Zea mays, 1062 nucleotides long. RefSeq lists its product as uncharacterized. The record is from RefSeq and is a predicted model, not a curated record. Lineage: Eukaryota; Viridiplantae; Streptophyta; Magnoliopsida; Poales; Poaceae. The transcript has a single exon. The coding region runs from base 95 to 565 and encodes 156 amino acids.
UCUCCCUCUGAUUUUUCUCGCCGCUCACCUGCCACCGUUAUCUCCUGGCUGCCGCGCCCUGCUUCUCUCACGGCACUCCCUCCUGUCCUCUCCCAUGGCGCCCAGCCGAGCCCCUCCACGCGCCCUCCCUGCUUCUCUCUCCCUCAUCUCCCUCCUAUGCAGGCGCUCGUCCUCGGUUCCAGGGAGCUCGCGCCCAGUCCCUGUCCAUCGGCGGUGGCUCCGGAUGUGCAUGGCCCGGACGGAGUCCACCGGCGUCACUAUCGGUUUCCACGGGCCGGAUUUCAUGCUCCCUGGUCCCUGCUCCAGUUCGGCUCCUCACCGGUGGACCCCCUGGUGCCGCGAGCUCGCCGGUCAUCCCUGCCGUAGCUCGCUCACGACGCCCGUCGUCCUGCCUGCUCGAGUUCGCCUUCAGUUCCUGGCCAUGGAGUCCGCCCUAGCCUCUGUCUUCCACUCUGUUGCUCCUCGGCUGGCCGCGCCCUCCCUGGUACCGAGCUCCCUCGGCGUCUCGUCCAUGGUCCUCCUCCGCUCGCCCUGGCCUCCAUCUGAGCUCACCCAGGUCGGAUGAGGAUCCCCUGCGAGCUCCCCUCGACAACCGCCGCGCCAUCACCUAGCGCGCGACGCUCAUUUCUGUCUAGCAAAGCUGUGCCUCCUCUGGUGUUUGACGCCCAGCUUCCUCCCCGUUAGUCGGCGGUCACGCCCAGGUUGCGUUCUCUCCGUCAUGCACUGUGUCGGCAUGCUGGCCUGACGCUGUCGUCCUCUGCGUGGCCAUGGACAUCGGCGCCCCUCCUGCCCAGCCUCGCCUCGGCCUCGAUCUAGCGCGCCCCUGCUCCCUCCUUGUAUCUAAUAUCGUUGGGUUUCAUCGACGCGUCGACACUCGACAGUCGAGCAGCUCAUCCAUGCCGUCAACUCUGGAGUUCUGCAGCCCCUCCUUCGACCUUGCUCCUCAUUAGGCCAUGUUCGGUAGGCAUGGAUUCAAUUCUCUAUGUGGAAUUAUUCCAGACGUGGAUUGAAUGGAUCCCCUACUUGUCACUCUUUCCAGACGUGGUUUAAUUCCCUAUUUAU